Messenger RNA from Eriocheir sinensis (Chinese mitten crab), 793 nucleotides. RefSeq names its product ferric-chelate reductase 1-like. Gene Ontology annotation, molecular function: oxidoreductase activity, acting on metal ions. Lineage: Eukaryota; Metazoa; Arthropoda; Malacostraca; Decapoda; Varunidae. The record is from RefSeq and is a predicted model, not a curated record. The transcript has 5 exons. Bases 151 to 636 code for a protein of 161 amino acids.
AUCAAAAAGUUGAAAAGUUACUUAAUAUGGAAAAGGCUUUACGUAGAUAUUUAAAAUUUGAUGAUCGGUAACUGAAGAUGAAGGGUGGCUGUAUAUAUACCAACGCGACCACCUUUACAGUACUAGCUGUCCGUUGUCCAACGACCAACCAUGAACAGAAUGCUUCUCGUGUGUGGGGUGGUGGCCCUCCUGGUGACCGGGUGCACAGCCCGCCCGUCAGGUGCCCCUGACUAUGUGUGCGACGACCCCCUGAUGUCGCCCGUCUACCACAUCGAUAAUUUCGGUGCGAUUGGCGUCAACAACACCAACGAGUACACCCUUACUUCCGAGCCAGUGGAGGGCAGCCCUGACAUUUUCAAAGUGACCCUGAGCGGCCCCGUCUUUAAGGGUUUCGUGGUGAGAGCAAAGACACUCAGUGCGACGAACCUGGGAGGAUUCAUCGUGGACCCUGAUGGUUCUGAUUUCAAAGUCAUGAACUGUGCCAGCGAGGAAGACGUCGCUGUCACCCACACCAGCUCCACGGAAAAGUCCUCCAUCACACUGUUCUACUUGGACGGGAAUAACGGCAACUUCGUCCUCCAAGCCACGACCGUGAUUAAUCGCAAUGCCUACGUGACCCUUAUCUUCGAGCAGUAAGCGGAGGCUGUCGAGAAGGUGGCGCCUCUCGGACUAUACCCGAGACACUUGAAAGGAGCCACACGCAUACAUGGUUUAUGUAAAGGCAUUCAUCGCCCUAAUAGUGGCAGGAUAAUUUACAUACCAGUAGGCGUUUUAAUAAAUUUUAACACCAAAA